GCCUAAUUCGGAUUGCUUUUACAUCGCAAUAAGGACCAGGCCUUUCCGGCGGGUCGGAUUCAUUGAAUCAUCUCCGGUUUUCCGAAUCCAUCUUUGUAUAGAAGCCGAAAAGGUUCGCAAAUCUCUCGCUCGCUCUCGCCUCUCGCUGAGAAACCCAUGGGCGUCUCUUCUCUCACCCUCGAGCACGCAUCCAUCUACCCCCGCCGGCGAUGGACUUCCGCCGGCGGCGGGAACUGGAGUUCCGCAGGGUCGCCGAGCAGGAUACGGAUCCCUUGUUCUGUCGGCCCGUGGAGGGAUCCACAGCGGUCGGGGAGGGCCGCCGCCGCCUCCGAUCCCUCGUCCUCCCUCAAGGUGACUGCCUCGGCGGCGCCGGCGACGGCGGAGGUGGAGAAGGGCGGCGAGAUCGGCCCGGUGGGAUCGCUGAGCCAGGUCGCCGGCGUGCUGGGCUCCCAGUGGGGGGAUGAGGGCAAAGGGAAGCUCGUCGAUGUUCUCGCCAAGCACUUUGAUAUCGUCGCUCGAUGUCAGGGUGGAGCAAAUGCUGGACAUACCAUCUAUAAUGCUGAGGGAAAAAGGUUUGCUCUCCAUCUUGUUCCAUCAGGAAUCCUUAAUGAGGAAACUCUCUGUGUUAUUGGUAAUGGACCUGUAGUGCAUCUUCCUGGAUUAUUUGAAGAAAUUGAUGGUUUGGAGUCCAAUGGAGUUUCUUGCAAGGGAAGAUUACUAGUAUCCGAUCGUGCACAUUUGUUGUUUGAUUUCCAUCAAGCUGUAGAUGGACUUAGAGAAGCAGAGCUUGCAAAUUCCCUUAUUGGGACAACUAAGAGAGGAAUUGGACCAUGCUAUUCUAGCAAGGCAAUAAGGAAUGGAUUAAGAGUUGGUGAUUUGAGGCAUAUGGACACUUUUCGUCAGAAACUUGAUAUUUUACUAAGAGAUGCAGCUUCACGGUUUAAGGGAUUUAAUUAUAAUGCUGACAUGCUCAGAGAGGAGGUUGAGAGGUACAAGAGGUUUGCUGAACGAUUGGAACCCUUUAUUGCCGAUACCGUGCACUUCAUCAAUGAAUCCAUCUUGCAGAACAAGAAAAUUUUGGUUGAAGGUGGUCAGGCAACUAUGUUAGACAUUGAUUUUGGAACCUACCCAUUCGUAACUUCCUCAAAUCCUUCAGCCGGUGGGAUUUGCACCGGCCUGGGGAUUGCUCCAAGAUGUGUUGGUGACCUUAUUGGAGUGGUAAAAGCUUACACAACUAGAGUUGGCUCAGGUCCUUUCCCAACUGAAAUCUUAGGUAAAGGUGGUGAUCUCCUUAGGACUGCUGGAAUGGAGUUUGGAACAACUACAGGCCGUCCUCGACGUUGUGGCUGGCUUGAUAUAGUUGCACUUAAAUAUUGCUGCCAGAUUAAUGGGUUUUCGGCUCUCAAUCUGACCAAGCUUGAUGUCCUGUCCGAGCUUCCAGAAAUUAAACUGGGUGUCGCUUACAAACAACUUGGUGGUAAAAGAGUGAAAUCAUUCCCUGCAGAUCUUCAAGUUCUGGAGCAAAUACAGGUUGACUAUGAAGUGCUGCCUGGUUGGCACAGUGACAUCUCUUCUAUCAGAAACUACAAGGACCUCCCCCAAGCUGCUCGUCAGUAUGUGGAGAGGAUAGAAGAGCUUGUUGGUGUACCCAUUCAUUACAUUGGUGUUGGACCAGGUCGCGAUGCCCUCAUAUACAAAUAAUUCAAGCUUCUUCAUAAGAAUGUUUACCAUCUGAAUUCCAAAAGAAUAAUUUUCUGGCUUACAGUUAAUGUUGAACAUCUUGAAACUGUAUUUUUUUAAUCAUUUUAAUAUCCUAAUCUGUAGAAUAAAAUUUUGGUGCUAAAUGCUUCUUUCCUUUGAAUUCUAGUAAUAGAUUGUUUAUUGCUUC
Molecule: messenger RNA, 1888 nt
Organism: Phoenix dactylifera (date palm)
Lineage: Eukaryota; Viridiplantae; Streptophyta; Magnoliopsida; Arecales; Arecaceae
Product: adenylosuccinate synthetase, chloroplastic
Biological process (GO): IMP metabolic process; 'de novo' AMP biosynthetic process
Cellular component (GO): cytoplasm
Molecular function (GO): adenylosuccinate synthase activity; GTP binding
Source: RefSeq, a predicted model, not a curated record